AUGGCGGAGGCUUCGUGCAGCGGGCCCUCGCCUUUCAAGCGGCUCGUCGACCACCAGUCGCGCGACGUCAGCCACCACCAGGACCGGCUCGUCGACCGCGCCGGCGUCAACGGCCAUGCCUCCUUCCGAUCUAGCCCUCAACACCCCGCGCAACAGGGCCACGACUCGUUCGGCGCGUUCCUCAACGGCGGGCCCUCCGCACCCCCCGCCGGCGCCAUGAUCCCCGGCAUGCCUCACUCCCCGGCCGGCCGCCUCAACGCCCACGCCGCCGCCCUGCAGCAGCCCAUGCCGCAGCACAUGCAGCACGAGUUCGCACAGCAACAGCAUCAGGCGCGCGCGUCUCCCGCGCCCGACCUGACGAGCUGGGCCGCCGACUUUUCUCGCUUCACGGCCGGUAACAACCAGCAGCAGCACCAGCAACCGCAGAUGCGUGGUGGCGCCGCGCCGAUGCAGAUGCAGAUGGCGCAGCCCAACUUCCAAGGAGCCUUCGGACAGGCCUUUUCGCCCAUGUUUGGCCAGCAGGGGCCGCAGUUCAUGCAGCCCGGUGCUGCUGCGGCGGCGGCGGCGCCGGUGGCGGAAUCCGAUUUCGAUCAGGAGAUGGCAAGGUGGAUGGCUAGCAACGGCGGGGGGAACAUGACGGAUGUGGAUGCCGCGAUGGAGCAGAUGGCGCGUGAGCUGGAGCUCAACGAGGCGGCGCUCCCGCAGACGUCGUCGGAAGCUACCGAGGCGGUCGCGAGCCAGCAGCAGACGUCCACCAUGACCGACCUCGAGACCCCCGAGCUAGGCAACCUUUCCCUCAACGACCACACCACCACCAUCAACGCCGAAACCAUCGCCCCAACUGUCGAAGACACGCUUCUCGACCAGCCGCAGCAACACCAACCGCCAGAAGACGCCGCCAAGGGCAAGUCGGCCGUCUCCGAGGCCGCGGAGCGACUCCUCGAGUCCGUCCAGCACGAGGCCGGCGAGAAGUGGCAGAACUCGGUCUUCCUCUCCCUCAUGCGCGACUUCCGCGACGGGCGCAAGGACAUUGUCGACAAUGAGAUUCGGCAGAUGGAGGGAGAGGGCGACGGCAGCGGCGGCGGCGGCGGCGACGAUGCCCAACAGCAGCAGCAGCAGCAGAGCGCAACCUGA
Purpureocillium lilacinum is the source of this 1134-nucleotide messenger RNA. RefSeq lists its product as uncharacterized. Lineage: Eukaryota; Fungi; Ascomycota; Sordariomycetes; Hypocreales; Ophiocordycipitaceae. The record is from RefSeq and is a predicted model, not a curated record.